AUAAUCUUACACUUGAAGAUCAUAAAAUGUUUUGUGAAAUUCAUUAUAUAGAAACUACUAUAGUACCUGAUGCUUAUUCCAAAAGUCAAGUAGACUAUUUACUAGAAGUUUUAGUUCCAGAAACUGCAUUGCAUUUAAUGUCUCAAGACAGAGGUAAUAUUGAACUUGAAGAUGCAAGAAAAAUUAUGGAUGAUAGUAGCACUUUUGGUGAUUAUAUACAUGCAGAUUUAACAAAUUAA
Molecule: messenger RNA, 239 nt
Organism: Cetraspora pellucida
Lineage: Eukaryota; Fungi; Glomeromycota; Glomeromycetes; Diversisporales; Gigasporaceae
Source: the annotation of a GenBank genome assembly